CACGUUCCGCCAGCGUUUGCAGGAAAUGUAAAUGGUCCGCUGACUUGCUUUGAGACGGGUUCUCCGUCUUCUUCUUCCUCUGUCGAGACUCGACAUUCAAAUUUGCAAGGGACUACUGAAUGUCACACUUAAGUGACACACGGAUAGCUUCAGUGCAGUCCCAGGUGAACCAAUAUGCGGAAGAGGCGUCCUCGCUGCCUCCUUCUCCAGACCAGAUCGUCCACGAGGAACAUGCCCCAGCUCCUCCUCCCCAGGUUUCUCCAUCUGAGGCGUCUCACUCGGACUCUGGAUUCAGUUUAUCAUCUAGCUCCUCCGGGGAGGUAAGUUUCUAUUGAUCCAAGACACGUGUAGUGGAGUGGCGGUCAUAAUCACCUAAACCCUGUUCUCGUUGUUCUCGAUUAAUAUAUGUGUUCUCGAGGAACUGCACGAUCCUGACAUUCGUCUGGGAUGCUUCAGGUUACUGGGACUCCCUUUGAUUUUGGGACACAGCGCUAUGAAUACCCCUUCCCUCCCACUCAAGGUACAUCAAGCGAUCCAUAUUUACCACUUUCUUCAUCAAUUACAAUCACAUCUCCAUCCAACUCCAUCUGGCCUUUGUGGCCUGCACAAGUCACAAAAUCUUUCCCUCUCACUCCCCCUCCCCCCAGGAAAGUCAGGACCCAUCCGAAGUUGCGAUCGGUGGCUGCGCGAGAACCACCCGUUCCGCCUAGCCUAGCGAAUAAACGUAGUUUCUGGAGCCUGAGCCUGCAACGCCAGGUCUCUGCAGAAAGUCAACAAAGCGACUUUAGCGACACCCAAACACGCGGCCGGAGGCUUCCUCCUGGCGGUGUGGGGUUUACCGAGGCAGACGCCUAUUCCGCGUCUGAACCGGAAAUCACUGUGCGCCGUCGUCAGCCUUCAGCAUAUGCCGUGUAUGCUUCUGGCUCUAGGAUGGAUCCAAAUGGGGGAACAGGCAAUCAAAAUGAGUUGAUAACAUGUGGCGGUCGUGCGCCAGAAGUACCGGUUGCGGGUGGACCAGUCUCUGGUCAUGGGCCCAAUGGUGGCCAUAACAAACUUGACGUCGGUCUUCACUCGCAUACAUCAUCAGGGGCACAUUUGCUUACUGAAUAUCGUCCUAUCAGCUGCGGCCAGGGAAUGCGCCAAAUCGGGGCAAUGUACAAAACUCGUCUGUCGGCGAGGUUUUAAGAAUAGUCGCCGGUCGACGUAGGUGAUGAUUCUUUUUUCACUGAACUUUGUGACGGAUUUGACAUCAGUUUUGAAUUGGGUUUUACGCUUUUUCUUGGGUUCUUGAGGUCCUGGCGGAGGACAUAGCUAUCAGCACUUUGGUACGUGUUUUAUUAUUUCCAUUGGAUCUUCAAGCUUAGCCAGUCCUAGAUGUAACAAUCUAUCAUCAACAUCUAUUGUUGCAUAUCACAUCUACUAAAUCAUCCACAUUUCACGAAUUCACUCAUCGUGAUAGAAGACUUGUACACGCGCGAUAUUCCUACUUUUUUGCUACUUACUCUCAUGCAUAUCAU
Suillus fuscotomentosus is the source of this 1517-nucleotide messenger RNA. RefSeq lists its product as uncharacterized. Bases 448 to 1185 code for a protein of 245 amino acids. Lineage: Eukaryota; Fungi; Basidiomycota; Agaricomycetes; Boletales; Suillaceae. The transcript has a single exon. The record is from RefSeq and is a predicted model, not a curated record.